Tetranychus urticae (two-spotted spider mite) is the source of this 2801-nucleotide messenger RNA. It is a transcript of the gene fand, whose product is annotated as Pre-mRNA-splicing factor SYF1 fand. The record is from RefSeq and is a predicted model, not a curated record. Lineage: Eukaryota; Metazoa; Arthropoda; Arachnida; Trombidiformes; Tetranychidae. Gene Ontology annotation, biological process: mRNA splicing, via spliceosome; generation of catalytic spliceosome for first transesterification step. Gene Ontology annotation, cellular component: post-mRNA release spliceosomal complex; U2-type catalytic step 2 spliceosome; Prp19 complex. Gene Ontology annotation, molecular function: protein binding.
UCCCAUUUCUUGCCAUUUGUUUUUACCGAAUGUAAACAUUGUUUUUAUAUUUUAUUUUUAUGAUUGUUACUCAUUUUACUGCAAAUUGUCUUAAAAUUUAUUGAUUGUCAAUAAAUUGACCAUCAACCAAUCAAUGGACACUCAGAAUAUUUUGAUAUCCACAUUAAACUUUGGUAAACCGGAAAAUUUGCCAUUCGAAGAGGAAGUUUGCCGAUAUCCUUAUUCAAUCAAACAUUGGCUUCGAUAUAUUAAUGCUAAGAAAGAUGAAAAGGCUCCAUUGGAAGUUGUCAACUUAUUAUACGAGCGAGCUUUGAAAGAAUUACCGGGAAGUUAUAAGUUAUGGUAUGGAUACCUGCUUUGGAGGAAAAGAAAUUUGGAUGGAAAAUCAAUCGUUGACAUUGAAUACAAGCAAGUAAACAAUUGUUUCGAGAGGAGUUUAGUUUUCAUGCACAAAAUGCCUCGUAUAUGGAUUGAAUACCUGAAAUUAUUAAUGCACCAGCAUCUUAUAACCAAAACUCGUCGUACAUUUGACCGAGCUCUACAAGCAUUACCUAUUACUCAACACAAUCGGAUUUGGCCACUUUACUUGGAGUUUGUAAAAUCUUAUCACAUUCCUGAGACAGCUAUUAGAGUGUACAAAAGAUAUCUAAAACUGGCUCCAGAAGAUGGUGAAGAGUUCAUCGAUUAUUUGAGAGGAAUCGGAAGACUCGAUGAUGCAGCCCUUAAAUUAUAUGAUAUUGUCAAUGAUGAUAACUUUAUUUCCAAGGAAGGAAAAUCAAAGCAUCAACUUUGGAACGACUUAUGUGAAUUGAUCUCCAAAAAUCCUGAUAAAGUUCAAUCAUUGAAUGUCGAAAACAUUAUAAGAGAAGGAAUCAAACAAUAUAGAGAUGAGCAAGGUAAACUUUGGAAUGCAUAUGCCCAAUACUUUACACGAAGCGGAUUAUUUGAAAGAGCUAGAGAUAUUUACGAAGAAGCGAUCUCAUCUGUAAUGACCAUCAAAGAUUUUUCACUUGUUUUUGAUGCAUAUUCCCAAAGUGAGGAAAAUCUUAUUAAAGCUCAGAUGGAGAAUCAAGACUUAACCGAUGAUGAGGAGGUUGAAUUAGAACUGCGGCUGGCAAAAUACGAGUAUUUGAUUGAGAGGAGGCCGUUGUUGCUGAACAGUGUUGCACUUAAGCAAAAUCCUCAUAAUGUUGAAGAAUGGCAUAAAAGGGUUAAACUAUUGGAAGAAAAUCCUUUGGAAGUCAUUCGAACUUACAUGAAUGCUGUUCAAACUGUUGAUCCCAAGCAAGCAAUUGGAAAAGUACAUUCUUUAUGGAUCGAGUUUGCCAAAUUUUAUGAAAAAAAUGACCAACCGGAAGAUGCACGAGAAGUAUUCGAGCAAGCUGUCAAAGCAUCGUAUGCCAGAGUCAAUGAUUUAGCAACUGUUUGGUGUGAAUAUGCCGAAAUGGAAUUAAGAAGUGAUAAUUUUGAGCAAGCACUGAAGCUCAUGCAAAGAGCCACUACAGCUUCCAAAAAGGCUAACUUUUUCGAUGAAAAUGAACCUGUUCAAAAUCGUGUUCACCGUUCUCUCAAACUUUGGUCGAUGUAUGCUGAUCUUGAGGAGAGUUUUGGAACUUUUCAAUCAACCAAAGCUGUCUAUGAUAGAAUCAUAGAUCUAAGAAUAACCACUCCACAGAUUAUAAUGAAUUACGGUCUAUUUUUGGAAGAAAACAAUUAUUACGAAGAAGCCUUUAAAGCUUAUGAAAGAGGAAUCAGCUUGUUCAAGUGGCCCAUUGUUUACGACCUGUGGAACACCUAUUUAACCAAAUUUUUACAGCGUUACAAAGGAUCGAAAUUGGAACGAGCACGAGAUUUAUUCGAGCAAUGUCUAGAGGAAUGCCCGAAAAACUUAGCUAAAACAUUUUACCUUCUUUAUGCAAAGCUAGAAGAAGAUUACGGAUUGGCAAAACACUCGAUGUCCAUUUAUGAGAGAGCUACCCGAGAAGUCGAUUCCAAAAGUCGAUUUGAAAUGUAUAAUAUUUAUAUAAAGAAAGCAGCUGAAAUGUUCGGGGUAACUUACACAAGACAAAUAUAUGAGAAAGCCAUUGAAAAUCUCAGUGAUAACGAAGCAAGAGAGAUGUGUCUUAGAUUUGCUGAUCUCGAACAAAAAUUAGGAGAAAUUGAUCGAGCACGAGCUAUUUACGCUCACUGUAGUCAAAUGUCCGAUCCUAGAACACAACCAGAAUUUUGGGAUAUUUGGAAGUUAUUCGAAACUAAACAUGGUAACGAGGAUACAUUAAGAGAAAUGUUACGAAUCAAAAGAAGUGUCCAAGCAACUUUCAAUACAUCAGUAAAUUUCAUGGCUGCACAAAUGAUGAGUACAAUUAAAGAAAAGACACCAGCUUCAAGUAUGGAAGCGAUGGAAAUGCAGAUUGCAGAUUCCGAUGUUUCUCAAGCUGUGGAAGAAACCGAAAAACGGGCUAAAGUCGUACCUUCCAAAAAAGAUAUUUCGUUUGUUCGUGCUACAACGAAUACUAUCAUUGAUGAGAAUCAAGCUCCAGGCACAAUUUUCAAUCCAGAUGAAAUUGAUAUCGAAACAGAUGAUCUUUGAUAAAAUUUUUCAUUCAAAAUAUAAAAUAAAAUAUAAGACGCAUUUUUUCAACUGAAUAUUGCCUCUGAACUUCCUAAAAAUAAGAUUCUUGAAAUGAAAUCUUUUCAACUAAAUAUCGACUUCUUUUGUUCCUACUGAGCUAGUUAAAACUUGACACAGGUUGUUUCUGGUUCCGGUUUUUGUCUUUUAUGGUAAAGUUUUCAAAAUACAA